Molecule: messenger RNA, 4655 nt
Organism: Rhinolophus ferrumequinum (greater horseshoe bat)
Lineage: Eukaryota; Metazoa; Chordata; Mammalia; Chiroptera; Rhinolophidae
Gene: ISM2
Product: isthmin 2
Source: RefSeq, a predicted model, not a curated record
UGGAGGAGGAGAGGCCGGGCGCCAACAGACUCGCCGGAGCGGGUCGGGAGGCGGGGAAGCGCCGGGUAGAGCGGCCUCGGAGGGAGACGAUGCGUCGGCUCCCGGGUAGAGCGCGUCUCCUCGGCGUGCUGCUGCUGGCUGUGCUGCUGGCGGCGGGGCGGGGGCUCCCCGUGAGGAAGCCGGGUCCCUGGCUCCGGCCCCGGAGCCCAGCGAGGCUGGCGGAGGUCUCAGCCUCCCCAGAUCCCAGCCCUCUGAGGGGAGAGGAGGACACACCACUGCUGCCCAAAACUGUCCUAUAGGCCGGGCCACGCCAGCACCGGUGCUGGGCUCUCACUCAGCCAGCAACCCUGACCCUGGAAAAGAACCCCUCCUGGGACCCCAGAGGACAAGCCCUUCCUGUGGAGCUGCAGAAGCUGCCAGGAUUGGCCAACACAGACUUGAGUUCCCUGAACCCCAAUAUCCAGGUGACCAUCGAGGUGGUAGAGGACCCCCAGGCAGAGGUGGAGAUGGACCUGCUGGCCGAGCCCAGCAGUCGCUGGCCCCAGGGUGCCCCCAGCUGGCUGCCCGCCAAGGAGCUCUUCUGGCCUCUCUUCUGGGGCUACCUGGAGGCUGAGGAGGCUGGGACCAGUCUCAAGGGCAGAGCCCCAGGGGAAGAGGAGGCCGAGGAGGACGACCACCCUUCGGAGUACAGCGAGAGCGAGGACCAGGUGGGCAGUGAUGAGGAAGCCGACAACGAGGCGCCUGGGUUCAGUGGGGCCACAGGCGGCAGGGAGCCGGGCUGGCUGGUCCCUGGGGACUGGUCCUCCCAGGAGUCGGACAGCUAUGACUAUGAGCCUCCAGAGGAGUGGAGCCCCUGGUCUCCUUGCAGUGCGAGCUGCGGCAGCAGCAGCCAGCAGAGGACUCGGCCCUGCGGCUACGCCUGCACUGCCACCACGUCCAGUGCCUGUGACCUGCCCCCCUGUCCUGGCGCCAAGGACGAGGACCCCUUGGGCUUCCGCAGUGAGGGGUGGCAGCCCCUGGCUCACAAUGCUGCGGACAUGCUCGGCCCAGAUGUGGACAGCUGUGAGAAGUGGCUGAAAUGCAAGAGUGACUUCCUAGCCAAGUACCUGAGCCAAGUGCUUCGGGACCUGCCCAGCUGCCCCUGUGCAUACCCACUGGAGGCCGUGUACAGGGCCAUGAGCCUGCAGGACGAACAAUAGGGCCGCAGCUUCCAGUGGAAGGACGCCAGUGGCCCGCGAGAGCACCUGGACAUCUACCAGCCCACGGCGUGCUUCUGCCUGCGCUCCCUACUGUCUGGGGAGAGCAGCACGCUGGUCGCCCAGCACUGCUUCUACGACUGGGGCAGCCGCCUGCUAACGCGAGGCAAGGGCGCCGGAGUGCCUGACCUCAUCAGCACUGACUUCUCACCUGCGCUGCACUUCAAGGUGGACACGCUGCCCUGGAUCCUGUGUAAGCGGGACUGGAGCCGCUCCCACGCUGUGCGGCCUCCCAACAAUGGCUGGGCCUGCGCUGACAGCCCUCCUGAGGAGGAGUACCUGGCCCAGCUGCAGGAGGUCAAGGAGUACUGCUGGGAGGACUCCUUGCCGGCCCCCCACGCACCCCUGCCCAGACUGGGGGUAAAUUGUAUUUACUCCAGAGGAAGAGGCCCCACUUCCCCAGGUAACUUGCUGCAAGGGGAUCCACUGCAGAGUUGCCCAAAUGAGUGUACCUAGAAGAUGACAGAGAUGGACCUGUAUGUACCCUGCUGUACUUGGUAAAGUACCAGACACUCUGCUGUCACUCCUGGCAUUGGGGCAAGGAAAGAGACACGUCAGAAAGUAGAAUGAGGCAAGUGGUAUCCUGAGCCCACACUUGGAGAAGACCAGAGAGCCACGUUUCUGAUCAGCGUCACACCAGAGGUAAGUGUAUUAGUCUGGUUCUGGACCGCAAUCUAAAAAUGCCCUGGCGCAACUAUUACAGGGACCGAGAGGGCAGGAACUCAGGUCACCAGAUGGAAGCCAAGUUCUCUCUCUCUCUCUCUCUCAUCUGGGAAAUUCAAUACAAUUAGCAUGGGCGUGUUUUAAUUAUUUUUUAGCAGGAACUUUAAAAAAAAAGACAUUUACAGAAAACUGCAAAUCCCCCUCCUUUCUAACAUACCUUGACACUUAAACAUGCUGUCUAAAUUCAGUCUAUGCCUAGUGGUUGUCUAUUUAACCCAAACUGAAUUUGACCGGUCCCGUUUUUAAAUCUGUAAUCUCAAUGACAUGCUCGAUUGCUACCAUGUCAGGCCACAGAUGAGAGAAACGAAAGAAAAGGGGGCUGAACGGAGCCUUGAAGGGGCUGGGGAGUAGAUCAGCUAUAAAAUGGUGUUUAUUCAAACUCUACAAAGGAGAAAGCGACACUGCAGGUGGCUGCAGGCUUAGGGAACACCUGCCUGUGAGGGGAAGCAGUCAAGGAGGAUUUUAGGAGCAGCUGGUAUCAGCCAGGAAUGGCUCAUAAAAUCAGGGCCAGGGCCAGUCACAUCACUGGUGUGAUUGGCUGUGCUUCCUGUCCCAAAUACCAGGAGCCACCCACAGCCACCCGGGAGCAGGGCCACCACACUGUUUCCAACAUAGACGGUUUUGCCCAGUUUUCCCACUCUGGUUUACCUCCUAAAGGGUCUAGUUUAGGCAAGACCAGGCACACUGAAUUCUUCCUAGGGUUGGAAACAACCAACAGUACAAACCCUGCCAGAUCCUGCGGGCCUCCCUGGCCUCUUGGAAGAUAGGAUGUUUCAGGUCCUUUGCCUCCAUUAUUCACAAAAGGGACCCAAAUGUGCUUUGGCUCCUCCAUUACCACGAGAUUUUCUUAACAUGGUGAGGCGCUUCUCAAAAUGAACUCCUGAGACCAAAAUCACCGGAUAUUUAUUAACAUGCAGCUUCCUGGGCCACACCCACUAAGACUCUAGGGAUGGGGCCCACUUUUCUCCAUUUAACAGGUGGUUCUCAGGUGAGGAGAAUCCUUGGCCUAAGAUUUGCAGUUUGGCCAAUGAACCGGCAUUUCAGAAUAAUCUUGAUCCAGGGAACACGCUUGGGCUUGAGUCCAGAAGUAGCAGGUGCUAGUUGCUGAGGACCGUCACGUGCAUCCACCAUCUGUAAUGCUCUUGUACGAUACCUGUUAUACCCAUUAGUGAUGAAAUCCGCCCCGUUUGUUGGAAGUGGCACAUUUACAACUCAAACCCAAGUCCAGGUUUUGCUUUUAGUUAUUACAUCAUUCUGCUUUGUAGGCUCAGAUGGCUAACCGAAAUGCUAUCAGCCAAAUGGCAGUGGUAAAAAUUGCAACAGCCCUCAGUACUGGGGAUGAGCCAUUACUAAGCAUAGCAUGUGACAGAUCCUUUGCUUGGUGCUUUGGUUUUUACUGAGGUGUUUGUAAACGCUACCUCAGGGUUUCUCUGAAAUGUCAUUUUCUGGAAUUGGUAACUCUCCAGCCAGGUGUGAAAGGGCUCCUUUUUUUGUCACUGGUCUCUGUUAGGAGUCUGUUAGGAGGGGCCUGUUGAUUUGAUUCAAGCUGGAGUACAGGCUUUUUAUCGAGUUAUCGUUUUGGAUUCCCAGGAGGCAGAUAUAAUGCCGAAUUAGAUGCAAAUUAGUUCAGUCUAGCCCUUGUUUGAGUAACUCAAGACUUGAGGUGGCUUUUGGGAGUCUAAAUUAUCCAGAUCAGUGCUUAUUUUCUGCUUUACGUUCUGCUUUAACUACAUUUUGGUAGGAUUAGCCUCCAGGCCUGCCACCUAAUAAAACAAACAAAAGGAAAAUAGCUGUAGCUGCAGGAGGUAGUCUGGAUUAGCAGGCACUGGCUCCAGGAUAGAGGAGGAUGCCAGGGCAGGGCAUAGGGAAAGGGACCCUCCCUGUUACCUCUCCUGCAACACAGCGUGAGCCCCACCGGACCGUAUUCCAGCACUUGGUCAGUUUUCUUCAAUGGAACCAGAUAUUUAAAAGUACUCCAAGGACACUCCUUUCUUCCUCUUUCUGGGAGUACCAAGGCCUGGAAUUUCCUACUACAGGAGGGACGCCUCACAUAUUAGAAAGGUAGCAGCUUCCUGGUGGGGAUGAACACGGUGGCAAGGAAGUAGACGUACUGGAUCAGAUUUGAGCGCUGGCUCUGCAGUUAUGGUCCUUCUUCCAAAUCCCGACUCUGCCAAGUAUCAGUUGUUGGGCCUUGGAUAUGUUACUUACGAAAUCCAAGGUUUGGGUUCUUGUAAAACAGAAGUGAUGAUAGUGUCUAUUUCAUAGGGUUUAUUAUGGGGUUAAAGGAGUGAAUACAAAGAAGUUAGUGCAGUUUUUGGUACGUAGUAACUGCUCAAUAAACAGAAGCUGUUAACCCAAGGCCCAGUUCCCCUCUGCCACAGGAUGGGAAUCUUUCCACAUCUCAAGCCAGCAGCUGGUGAUCAUCUCUUCUUGCAAGAGGUUAAGAGGCCAUGGAGAGGGGCAAGCCCAGUAUGACACCUCCGCCAGCAACGUUUGUUGGCACUGUUUAUCCCAGAGCACCAGUCCUCCUCUCCUUUUCCCUCAGUGAGGGGAACAGAACCUUUUUGCCGGUCUGUAGUACGCAAGCCUAGCUCAGGAAUGCCUGGUGGUGAGAAGCAGGCUCCUGUCAUGCCUCUUAAUUACUACAUACGUUUCUCCACAAUGGAGGCAAGGCCU